GGAAUCGCUAAGUGAGGAUUCGUACGAGUUUUCUACGACAGCAGCCGACUUAGACACGAUCGUCUUGCAUUUGUCGUUUUGCGUUGCUUGCUGGCACCAGUAAAGAAGACACCAUGGACAUCGAAGAGUAUCGAAAACAAGCCAAAGAGAUGGUGGACUACAUCGCGGACUAUCUCCAGACGGUCCACACCCGCCGGGUGUACCCGGAUGUACAGCCGGGGUACAUGCGCAGUCUGGUCCCCGACUGCGCGCCCAUGGACGGGGAAUCAUGGGAAGACAUCUUCGAUGACGUAGAGAGAGUCAUCAUGCCUGGGGUGGUCCACUGGCAGAGCCCACACAUGCACGCGUACUAUCCAGCACUGAACAGUGGACCGUCUCUCCUAGGCGACAUGCUGGCGGAUGCUAUAGGUUGUAUCGGCUUCACCUGGGCCUCCAGCCCUGCAUGUACCGAGCUGGAGAUGAUAGUGAUGGACUGGUUGGGCAAGAUGAUUGGCCUCCCACCGCAGUUUCUUUACUCAUUGUCGGAUGGAAAAGGUGGAGGAGUUAUUCAGGGAACAGUAAGUGAAGCCACUUUGGUGUCCAUGUUGGCGGCUCGCGCGGAGGCAGUGCGCAAGCUCAAAGAACAGGUCCCGGAUGCAGAGGAAAGUGACAUCACGGCUCGGCUGGUGGCGUACUGCUCGGACCAAGCCCAUUCCCAGGUACAGAAGAACUGUGUGGUCGCACUGGUCAAGCUGCGUCAGCUGGACACGGACGAGAAGGGCCGGAUGAGGGGAGCUGACCUGCAGAAGGCUUUAGACCAGGACAGACAGGAGGGGCUCAUCCCCUUCUUUGUGUGUGCGACACUGGGCUCCACAGGAGCAUGUACGUUUGACAGUUUGGAGGAGAUCGGUCCUAUCUGCGACAGUGAGAAUAUUUGGCUGCACAUUGACGCGGCCUAUGCGGGCACGGCGUUCAUCUGUCCGGAGUACCGAUAUCUGAUGAAGGGCAUCGAACUCGCGCAUUCUUUUGCCUUCAACCCCAGUAAAUGGAUGAUGGUCCACUUCGACUGUACCGCCAUGUGGGUGAAAGAUAACGUGGCUCUACAGCAAGCCUUUAUCGUCAACCCGCUAUAUCUGCGACACGAAAACUCAGGUCAAGCCGUUGACUACAUGCACUGGCAGAUCCCGCUCAGCCGCCGGUUCCGCGCGCUCAAACUCUGGUUCGUCAUCCGGUCCUACGGCGUCAGGGGGCUGCGGGACCACGUCAGGAAGGGCGUCAGACUGGCGGAGAUGUUUGAGACGAUGGUUAGAAAGGACACGAGGUUUGAGAUCCCGGCACAGAGGAUCCUUGGUCUGGUCGUCUUCCGACUUAAGGGUCCUGACUCCUUGACGGAGACGUUACUGAAUCGUCUGAACAAGACGGGGAAGUUGUUCAUGGUUCCCGCCUCUCUCAAGGGCAAGUACAUCAUUCGAUUCACGGUGACGUCACAAAACACCGCCGAGGCAGACAUCGUGUACGAUUUUGAGCUGAUACAGAAGAUGGCGUCCCAUGUUCUAAGCGGGAACGACGCUGAGCCUGACAUGGCGAAGUGGGACACGGAAACGUUCGUGUCGAAAGUGUCGUCCGCCCCCGACGACAGUAACGGGAACCUUGCGAGCCAGCGGGUGGCGGGCAGGCGCCUCGACACCGCCGUGGUCAGGGUCCCCAGCGGCCGCCGCACCGUCAUCGUCAAAAUCCCGCUCAAAAACCAGCGGAUCCAAGAUGGCGACCGCCCGGUCGAGAAGGAUCUAGCCAACAUCUGCGGGUGCACCUCGCUCCUCAGCAGUCUCAUGAUGAGCAAAGACAACAAGGAACUGCAGAAUUCUGCCUCGUCGUCUGGUAAAGAUGACGCUGCGAAGAGGCGCGCGAUCUUCGAGGCUAAGGGCACGCAGACGUCGCUAGAAUGUGAGAUCAAAGUCAUGGGGAACGGGCUGCUCUCCGAGGCUAUCAAAAGCCUGUUGGUCAAUGCUAACGACCACGGUCAAGGCCUGGCGACUCACUAGAAGUUUGGAGUAGCCUGGGAGCCAGGCUGUAGCCAGGAAUGCCUUGAGCUUCAAGGUUUUUUUCUCA
Messenger RNA from Branchiostoma belcheri (Belcher's lancelet), 2088 nucleotides. RefSeq names its product histidine decarboxylase-like. NCBI's taxonomy places the organism in Eukaryota, Metazoa, Chordata, Leptocardii, Amphioxiformes, Branchiostomatidae. Gene Ontology annotation, biological process: histamine biosynthetic process; L-histidine catabolic process. The coding region runs from base 114 to 2021 and encodes 635 amino acids. The transcript has 15 exons. The record is from RefSeq and is a predicted model, not a curated record. Gene Ontology annotation, molecular function: histidine decarboxylase activity; pyridoxal phosphate binding.